This is a messenger RNA of Ectocarpus sp. CCAP 1310/34, 412 nucleotides long. NCBI's taxonomy places the organism in Eukaryota, Phaeophyceae, Ectocarpales, Ectocarpaceae. The record is from the annotation of a GenBank genome assembly.
GAGAUAUUCAACUUUUUGUUGUGCCGUCCCCAUGGGAGAUUUUUUUCGUUGGGCAAGACGAGACGAACACACAACAACACGCACACGUGGCGGCCCGAAAACACGAAAGACGCACGCAAGCACCAUGGGGAAGCCUCAGGGACGGUCCAAGAAGAAGACGUUCGGCCCGCGCGGAGCCGAUGGCCGAGCGGUUUCGAAGAAACCGAAGCCGACGCAGCAACAUGAUCUUCCAUCUCCAGGCGCUGGCGGUGCGCUCUCGGGUGGCCAUGAUGGCGCGAUUUUGAUGGACGUGGACGAGGGCGAAAAGGACAUUCAAGAAGUGGAAGCAGGAAAAGGAAAAGAAGCGGGCCAUGGAGCAGGAGGGAGAGGAAAAAGAGGCCAAGAACGAUGCGUAGUGAUGUGUGUCUUUUAG